Messenger RNA from Fusarium odoratissimum NRRL 54006, 1243 nucleotides. RefSeq lists its product as uncharacterized. The record is from RefSeq and is a predicted model, not a curated record. The transcript is spliced from 3 exons. NCBI's taxonomy places the organism in Eukaryota, Fungi, Ascomycota, Sordariomycetes, Hypocreales, Nectriaceae. The coding region runs from base 404 to 613 and encodes 69 amino acids.
CAGAAACUUAAUUGCAUAUAUUUAAUAAUAGCCCUUGUUUCAUUAUUACCCGCGCAUCUCAUGUUCGCCCACUGUAUUCCAACUCAGAUCUCCUCAUGGCCCGAUUGCACCGCUUGAUUGACUCCCCGGAAGCACCCGACCAGGGGUUCCAGACGAGGAAUCAUCGGACCACCAGACGGCCUCGAAACGCCGCUCUCACCACGCGAUUGACGGUUAUCGAUAAUGCAAGAUACGGGCAUUUUUGGUGAGACGAUAUGGUAUAUAAUGAACAAGACAUCAUUCUAGAUUUUGGUAUCAUCACUCUCAAGCUCAUUAAUUACUGCUGAUUGAACUGCAUUGCACUAAAAUUCACCUGUAAUUUCGACCAUCUCUGCCACGAUAAUUAUCUCUUCGCAAUACCAAAAUGCAACCAGUUCUCAGAGUCAUGCCCACCGGUCAAAAGAUCGUCCCUCUUCUCUUGACAGUCGGCAGCGCCACUGUAGUAGGUGGAUGCGUGCGCACACAAUUGAAGACACAAUCACGGACAUUCGAUAGAAAAUUCAGUCAAUACAAUACGGCACAAAGUGAGCAGACUAUGAAAACUGUUAUUCACGAACUUUGGUUAGAGGCUUAGACUUGGAAUCUUAAAAUUGCGAUUAGAAUACUGCGGGCACGGUAUAGACAUCGGAAUACAGGCUAGAAUGGCGUUCUGGUUUAGGUUUACAUAUCACGACAUAAUGACAAUAUCAUGAAGAAUUACACGCCAUCUUUGCACCGAAUGUCAGUCCAGUGAUGCAAAACGAUCUAUUCAAGACAAGGAAAACCAUCGCGACGCGACAACCGUAGCGGCGAGUCGCCGAUCUGGAGCGAGCGGCUUAGAUAGGCAAUUCCUUCAAGUCCUUAUGAAUCUGUGUCAGAAUGCUAGGAUGCUUCGCCUUGAAUCCCAUCGCAGUAGCGCGAUCGCCCUUCAUGAGCAUGUUCGAACCGACAAGAUACUUGACUUCUCCCUCACCAGCCUGUUCGAACUCAACACUCUUGGGCUCAGGGCUCGAGAAGACACCUCGCGCAUGCAUCAUCUUCGCAAGCUCAGUAGCUAGAUCCUUCCAUGCGACGUGACUAGUUUCUAGCAUAUAGAAACGACUGUAUGGAGAACCCUCGGCGGGGCCUUGGGCUGCAACUUCGGAGAUCUUGACGAGGAAGUCGACUAGGUCUAGAAUGUGACACUGCAGAAGUCAGUAUGCGUUAGAGAGAUAGAGGAGAAGUA